Molecule: messenger RNA, 1265 nt
Organism: Malania oleifera
Lineage: Eukaryota; Viridiplantae; Streptophyta; Magnoliopsida; Santalales; Ximeniaceae
Product: N-acylphosphatidylethanolamine synthase
Exons: 5
Coding region: 304-1188 (294 amino acids)
Biological process (GO): phospholipid metabolic process
Source: RefSeq, a predicted model, not a curated record
UCGUCGCUCGGUUACCUGUUGAUGGGGAGAGGAGAAUGGAGGAGAUGAGUAGGGGUAGGGAAGGGCAAAACCCGCACAAUAAAGAGAGAGGAAGAAGAAAAGUAGCCAAACUUGUAUUCUAAAUCGAGAGCAAUGAACAUCUGGUUUUCUUGUUGAUGCCUCAACUGGUGCUGUUGGUCUAAUCAGGAAAAUUAUCUCUCUUCCUUGGUUUUUGGAGGAGAUCGAGCUGCCUAUCUAUGGUCUGUUCCGGAUUCUCAGUUUUUGGUGCAUUUGAAUCAAAUCCCAAAUUUUCCUUUGAAGAUUAUGGGUCGGAAAAUGGAAUGGGCAGCGCGAGGGAGCCACUUGGGAGGAAUCCCUCGUAAGAUGGUAUUUAUGGCGGUUGGGGCGUUUGCCAAGGCCGUCGCUACUGUUUUCAACACCACCUCCGUUCAUAACGCUGAUACCCUCUUUCGUCUUGUCCGAUCCCGACCUCCUGGUGUACCUCUCAUCACGGUUAGCAAUCACAUGUCCACAUUGGACGACCCAGUUAUGUGGGGAUUCAGUGGAUUUCCUGUAGCAGAUGCAAAUUUGGCACGGUGGGUGCUUGCUGCAGAAGACAUAUGCUUUAAAAAUAUUGUGCUAUCAUAUUUUUUUCGACUUGGGAAAUGCAUACCCAUAACGAGGGGUGCUGGAAUUUAUCAAGAACACAUGAAUGAGGCUCUUGAUCGCUUGAGUGAUGGAGCAUGGCUGCAUACAUUUCCUGAGGGAAAAGUGUUCCAAGAAGAUACGGCUAUAAAACGGUUAAAAUGGGGAACUGCUAGUCUCAUUGUUCGAGCUCCAAUAACUCCAAUUGUUUUGCCAAUUGUCCACCAUGGGUUUGAAGGGGUGAUGCCGGAGAAUUUUUGGUUUGGCCGAAGGCCCCCUGUUCCACUAUUUAAUAAGAAUAUUAAAAUAAUAAUUGGUGAGCCCGUGGAGUUUGACUUUACAGAACUGAGACGGUUGGCAAUGGCCAUGUCUGGGGAUUCGUCGUUUCGUGAGGGAGGUGGAUCAGGAAAAGGGUGCACUGGCGGCGGCGGAGGCGGUAGCAGCAGCAGCGCUCACGGACUGGAUGAGGCGGCGCAGAGAUGCCUCUAUACAAUUAUUUCGGAGCGAAUUCGAAGUGUCAUGGAGCGCUUACGGACUUAUGGCAAGACUCUCCGCAAGCCAUAGAUUUAAGAUUUUUCUUUCCCAAAACAAAAUUAAGUUACAUUAAAAUUUUUUAAAGGAUCAUCUCUCUUUAUUAUUUA